AUGGCUCUCUUUCAGACGGCGAAUCGCCUCAUAAUCCCUGUGGCAAUUGCUGCUGCCCUCAUCCAGGCCAGCAUCUAUGAUGUUCCAGGAGGGUACCGAGCCGUCAUGUUCGACAGGUUCGCCGGUGUUAAGGAUACAGCCAAGCCUGAAGGCACACAUUUCCUAGUCCCUUGGCUGCAGCGGGCAAUCCUCUAUGACUGCCGCAUCAAGCCCCGAAACAUCUCGACCACCACUGGUUCAAAAGAUCUCCAAAUGGUCUCUAUCACUCUUCGAGUGCUCUCUCGCCCAAACAUCGAGCACCUUCCGAGGAUCUACCAGGGUCUCGGUCUGGAUUACGACGAGAGGGUUCUCCCAUCAAUUGGAAAUGAAGUCCUGAAGAGCAUUGUCGCCCAGUUUGAUGCUGCAGAGCUGAUCACUCAACGAGAAGUAGUGUCAUCGCGCAUCAGGGAGGACCUCCUCCAGCGUGCCGGUGAAUUCAACAUCACGUUGGAGGAUGUGUCCAUCACUCACCUCACGUUCGGAAAGGAAUUCACUCAGGCCGUAGAGGCGAAGCAGAUUGCUCAGCAAGACGCGGAGCGUGCAAAAUUCAUCGUGGAGAAGGCUGAGCAAGAACGGCAGGCGGCGGUCAUCCGGGCGGAAGGUGAGGCCGAGGCGGCGGCGACUAUUUCGCGGGCUCUGGACAAGGCAGGGGAGGCAUUCGUCACGUUCCGGAAGAUCGAGGCAAGCAAGGCGAUCGUGCAGUCGCUUGCUGGCAAUCCGAAUGUGACAUACAUCCCGAGCAGUGGUGGGAAUGUGUUGUUGAAUGUACCUAGCCAGAAGUAG
Sparassis crispa is the source of this 822-nucleotide messenger RNA. RefSeq names its product Prohibitin-1. The transcript has 9 exons. Bases 1 to 822 code for a protein of 273 amino acids. Gene Ontology annotation, cellular component: membrane; mitochondrion. The record is from RefSeq and is a predicted model, not a curated record. Lineage: Eukaryota; Fungi; Basidiomycota; Agaricomycetes; Polyporales; Sparassidaceae. Gene Ontology annotation, biological process: mitochondrion organization.